Molecule: messenger RNA, 1230 nt
Organism: Magnolia sinica
Lineage: Eukaryota; Viridiplantae; Streptophyta; Magnoliopsida; Magnoliales; Magnoliaceae
Exons: 2
Coding region: 1-1230 (409 amino acids)
Source: RefSeq, a predicted model, not a curated record
AUGGAGCUUCACAAUGCUAGACGCUGUGAUGUGCCGAGCUUUCUACCUCACUUUAGCCGACAUAGCUCGACUUUGGUUCAAGCUGUUGAAGCUAAAAUCAUUAGCUCUUUCGCAGAACUCAGCGAUACCUUCCUCACCAAUUUCAUUGGCGGGAAGAAAAAGUUGAAGCUACCUACAUACUUGAACAACAUAGUGGAAAAAGAGGGAGAGCUGCUGAAAGGCUAUAUCGAACGUUUCAACUUCGAAUCGCUCCAAGUCCGGAAACAUUUGGACGAGACAGCACUCAACUCGAUCAUACGAGGCGUCAGAGACAAACCGUUUCUAGCAUUCUUGGACAAGAACCCACCUACUACUCUAGCUGAGUUCAUGGCUCGAUCAAAUAAGUACACGGAGGCCGAGGAAACCCGGAUCAUGCAUGAAGCCGCCCAAAACGCAAAAGUCCUAGCUAAAGAUUUAGCAAAGAAAGAAUUGACUCGGCCAAUGGAAAGAAGCCUAAAGAUGAUCGAACACGUGAUGAUUAAGAAAUCGAGCGACUCAUCUAAGAAGGCCAUCUCAGAGAGCACGUCGAGAAAACCGGAACUACGAAAGAACGCCCAGGUGACAGCUGACCCACGGAGGAAAUUCGAACCAUUGUCGGUGGUCCUCGACGUGGAGGCGACUCAAACAAUGCUCGGGAAAAUCAUGCCCGGAGCAUUAGUUAGCCUCCGAAAUCCUAAUCUUGGCUCGGCCUUCAAAAAAAAGAAAAUGGAGAAAUAUUGCAUAUUGUUCACCGAUGAAGACGCUCAAGGCAUUUAUCAUCCGCACGAUGAUGCAUUGGUCGUCAACCUCACUAUAGCGAACCGUAAGGUAUUCCGCAUUCUCGUUGAUACAGGAUCGUCCGCCGAUGUACUGUUCAAUCAGGCGUUUGAUAAAAUGGGUGUCGAGCGAUCAACGUUACGGCCGGUUCACACUCCCUUGAUUGGUUUCUCUAGUGGACGAACACUCCCUGAAGGAGUCAUCUCAUUGCCACUCACUGCUAGUAACUCUCCACACCAGGCGACAGUAAUGGUCGACUUUCUGAUAGUCGAUCAAUCAUCGGUUUACAACGCUAUACUCGGCCAACCCUCUCUGAGUCUUCUCCAAGCUGUGGUAUCAACGUGUCAUCUCUUCAUGAAAUUUCUGACCGAAUCGGGACUAGGAGUCGUAAGGGCGAUCAACAUGAUUCACGGCACUGCUAUGCAACAAUUGUGA